AUGGAAUACUCGAAACUCUCCUUUCUUCCUAUCCCAGCCGCAAUCAGACGUCAACUUCCUCGAUUAUACUCCAAUAGGACUGGCUUCGAUGAAGAUUCAAGUGGCAUUGUGUAUCAUGGACAUGGACUGAAUUCUUUCUCUGAUCCUCAACUGUCUUCCCCCUCGUUCCCGGAAGUAACCCUCGCCGAGACAAGGAGGCCUUCCACUGCGAAUGCCAGUCUUGAUUCAUUUGAGUCCAGAUCUGCUUUUAAUCUGCUACGCAAUGCAGGAUAUGAGGCUCAACAGCCACAUGCGGAUGGCCGUCUGGCACGGUCGCUCUAUGUUAAUGCCUUGAUGUACCUACUCGAUGCCCUUCCUGCAGAUCUUACGACCGAGGAGACAACUAUGCUGGGAAAUCGACUACCCCACUCCGUCAAAUCAUCACUUGCCAUAAGCUCGAGUGCACAGCAUGUACAAGUGGAAGGACAGAAAUCGACAAAAGCACCCUCUUCUCCACGGUCAUAUCUCCAUAGGAUACUUGCGUCGGUGAUUGUUUAUGUUUUUGUACUCAUCCGGCUUUUCCUACCAUAUAUACAUGCCUUCCUGCGUUGGGUAUAUGAAUAUGAGAGAUCGCACCGCAUCACGCAGCGGAUUGUCGCUACGACUUUAGAUGCAGCAGACGAGUUGGGCAAGAGGAGUGCUGGUAUUGGCUCGACAGCCUCAAAAUUGAAUGAAGGUCGCCUUGGCACGGUGAUUGGGAACUUUGCAAGUCCUUCCGAGGAAGUUGCGAUGCCGAUACGCGAUAAGGGUAAAGAUAAGACAGAUAAUCCUAUCGAUAAGCCUAUCGAUAAGCAACGUGUUGUGGUGUUGAAUUCCCCCGGGAUCUCCGCCACAUCCCCUAAGAGCUCCAGCUUGCGACGUGCUUUACCGCCAGGGGUUUAUGUGAGCCUUGCGCCUGCUGAUCCGACCCUGUGGAAUGGCGUAAUUUUCGUUCGACACGGACCCUAUGCGUCGGCCAUCCUUCGUUUCCACAUUCGAUUUCCAGAUAUCUACCCUGAUCUUCCACCUCUUGUGACCUUUACAACCGACCUAUUCCACCCAUUAAUCGUUCCUCUUACAACAUACACCUUCAGUACCGGCUCAGCAAGUGAUAAUCCAGUCAGCGCGACGGACGAUGAGCGAUUACCCCCGGGUGGAUUUAGUCUGCGCCAUGGAUUUCCCCAUUGGUUCGGGAGAGCGAAGCGCAGUGGUCUUGCAUCUGGCGCUUCGUCCCGAAAUGUGAGCGGGGGCAGUGCAGGUACUGCGAAUACUGCAACCAAGGGAAUUCCCGAGUCAGCGGGAUUUAUAACUGAGGAGACAGCUCCCGCGGAUGCGUCAGACGAUCAGGUUGAGGAUCCGGAAAAUAUUGAUCAAAGUGAAGAGCCUCCUCGCGUUGCUCAAGUGCCCUCUAUCAAUCAAUUUGUGGAGACUAGGAAGUCUGUGCCGGUUGCGGAGCUAUUGGAUUACAUUCGAUCCACGUUCGAUGACGAGACUGUCUUGGAUUCUUUGCCAGUCGAUGUAGCAGGCAACCCGGGAGCUUGGCAUGCGUGGAAGGCACACCGUCGGGGGGCCGACUCAUUUGGUCGCUCCAGGCGAGAAAGUCCGCAAGCUCGACGCCCGGGAGAUUGGCAUUGGGAUGGAAUUUGGGCUCGGCGAGUGCAAGAUGAGAUCGAAGCUAGCCAUUCUGAGCCUAUGCUAUUUGGGAAUGCUGCUCGUGGCGGUGGAGAUGAGACGGUAAGUCAGAUAACUUUGUUAGUCGAGAUGGCCACUGACCGAUCACAGAUACGAUUCUCCCGUCUGGGUGAUGCAACUUUAAGUUCGGUCAAGGAGAAAAUGGAAUCAGUGGUGAAUGUAAUUAAGGAGUGA
Molecule: messenger RNA, 1884 nt
Organism: Penicillium angulare
Lineage: Eukaryota; Fungi; Ascomycota; Eurotiomycetes; Eurotiales; Aspergillaceae
Exons: 5
Coding region: 1-1884 (627 amino acids)
Source: RefSeq, a predicted model, not a curated record